AACAUAAAUAUCCUCCAGCCGUCAAAGGAUAUUCCGUAGUUUUAAGUUGGAAGAGACGGAAUAUCCUUCGGCAUUUCGUUUCUUUUAACCCUUUUAUUUCCUGUGAUGAGCGUGAUCGAUCUCCACGCUGCGGCUGCGUUGUUCUUGGAUCGCCAUGGAUCUGCAUCUCCGCUGCUCGUCCGAUCCAGCGAUGGAUUGCUCUCGCAGGGAUCGCCGCUGCCGCUACCGCCUCGUUGGUCGCAUUCUGGGCAUCCAGGGAUGGAGCUGAUGGAUCCGGGGAGGUAGGAGUCUCUCCAUUUUGCUCCAGGGAAGGGGAUUCUUGAUAUUUCCUCGCGAAUCUUCCAAGGCGAGAGGAUGAUUGAUUGUGUGGCCAAUGGAGGAGGGCCUGUGUCCGAAAUCGUUGAGGCGGCUCCGGCUCCAUCGAUACCGACGAUAGCAGCCACGCGUAGAUCGAAUUCUCCACAGCAGCAGCAGCAGCAGGGAUUGAUGCUGGGCUCCGGCGAUCUGUGCGACGAUCACGACGUCAAGGCCCCAAAGAAGAGAGCCGAGACUUGGGCCCAGGAGGAGAUCCGAGCUCUCAUUGCGCAUCGCCGGGAGAUGGACAGCUUGUUCAACACGAGCAAAUCCAACAAGCACCUGUGGGAUCUCAUCUCGAGCAAGAUGAAGGAGCGGGGAUUCGACAGGUCCCCCACAAUGUGUAUCGACAAGUGGAGGAAUUUGCUCAAGGAGUACAAGAAGGCGAGGCACCACGACAAGAAUGGUGGAGGUGGCAGUGCUAACAAGGUUGGCUGCUUCAAAGAACUGGAAGAUCUUCUGUCCGAGAGAGCCCGGCUAAAUCCAUACAAGAGUCCCAGCAAACUGGAUGCUUCUCCCAAAGUCACUACUACUUCGCGAAACCAGUUCAAUCUGGAGAGCAGGCUGGAGAGCGAAGCAAAUCACCAUCUCAGUUCCUCCAACGAUCUCGCUGUAGCAAACGGCUGGAACUGGAAAGAAGCGGGAGGAGCACAGCGCAGCUCGUUGCCCGCUGGAAAGAUCAUAACUAUCCGAUACAACAGCGUGACGAGGCGCGUAGGGAUCGAUGGCUCGCCGGAUUCAAUCCGAGAGGCGAUCAAGGCUGCUUUCCGGCUGAGAACCAAACGAGCGUUCUGGCUCGAGGACGAAGACGGCGUCGUGUGGAGCAUCGAUCGCGACAUGCCAUUGGGAAGCUACAUUCUCAACCUGGACGAAGGCGUGACGAUCAAAGUUUGCCUCUACGACGAGUCCGAUCGUCUCACGGGAGCCACCGAGGACAAGACGCUGUUCACGGAGGACAACUUCAAGGAUUUCCUAGCUCGGCGUGGAUGGACGGGCGUCAGGCAAGUAGGCGGCUUCCAAGACGUGGAGUUUCUUCACGAGCUCCACCCCCUGUGCGUUUACCAGCGAGCCGGCCUCUUGGGCGCUUGACAGGUUCAUAUAAACUCGUAAAGCUUCGCUCCUUUGAA
Molecule: messenger RNA, 1481 nt
Organism: Selaginella moellendorffii
Lineage: Eukaryota; Viridiplantae; Streptophyta; Lycopodiopsida; Selaginellales; Selaginellaceae
Product: trihelix transcription factor GT-1
Exons: 4
Coding region: 355-1443 (362 amino acids)
Source: RefSeq, a predicted model, not a curated record